AUGGCUAAGAAAAGAAAGGCGGGCGGUCGCCCAGCGCAAAAGAACGAUGCGCCAAUGCGCACAAAGUUCAAUGCGAACGAGCGAUUUGAGGAUUCGGAGGACGAGUUCCAAGCCAAUCGUGAUCAGAUUCUGCUCGAGGAAGCACCAGAAGCCAAGCGCCGCCGCAAAGUUGCAGAAGACGAGGAACUUCUGCAGUCUUCGGAUGAGGAGAUUCUAAGAUAUGAGUCUGUGGAUGAAGACGAAGAUGAUCUCGAAGACGAACAAGAAUCCGAUCUUGACGACGACGAUGCCGAAAUCAUGGGCUUGUCCAAGAAGGGGGCCGCCGCAUCUGAUGAGGAGGAAGAAGGUAUUGCUGCGUGGGGGUCAUCCCGAAAGGACCUUUACAACGCCGAUCAGAUCGAGACGGAAGCCGAUGCCUUGGAAGAGGAGCAGGAGGCCAAGAGACUCCAACAAAAGCAAUUGCAGGCGAUGGAUGAGGCUGACUUCGGCUUCGAUGAAUCCGAGUGGAUGGAUGCUGGCAAGGACGCGGGGGUUGAGGAGGAUACUGGGGUCGUGACCGAGGUCCUUCCCCAUUUAGAGGUCACUGAAGACAUGGAUGACGACGAGAAGCGGAGAAUCUUGAGCGCACGAUAUCCCGAAUUCGAGCCCCUCGCUAAGGAGUUUGCUAAACUCCAACCGAUCCAUCAAGAGCUGCAGACCGCCGCCGCCAAAGCCAACCUGGCAUCUUACGAAGACUCCGACGAACCACAACCCGCACCCGUGGCGAUUGUCAAAUUCCGUGCCUUGUCAACGUAUCUGGGCACAAUAAGUCUCUACUUCAUGCUGCUUACAUCCUCCCCCGAAAGCUCCGAAACCCGCGUUCCGUUGUCUCCCGCCGAACUUCGUCAGCACCCCGUAAUGAGCUCUUUGGUCAAAUUCCGAAAAUUGUGGGAGGCAGUCAAGGAUCUCGAAGUUUCAGACACGCCUGAAAUUAUCCAGAAGCCCGCAAAGGUGUCCGCUGAAAAGGUAUCUGUGGAGAAGAACGUGAAAACGCCCAAGGUCAAGGUGGUCAGUGAACUACCGCAGAAGAAGAAGCUCACAAGAGCCGAGCGCGCAGCCGAGACUGCACGGGCCGAAGCUGAGGCUCGUCGAGCGGAGCGCGUACGCCAAACCGAGGCUGGCUUGGCCGAGCUUGACGAUCUGGUUACUGCAUCUACUCUGAAGCGCAAGACAAAGAAGUCCAAAAUUUCUUCCAAGAACGACGAUGAGUCAGACUUUGGCGACGAAAAUGCUCUUACCGCACGUGAAGCCGACGAAAAGGCUAAGCAGAAGCGUUCGCUCCGAUUCUACACCUCUCAACUGGCUCAAAAGGCGAACAAGCGUCAAAACGCUGGGCAAAACGCCGGUGGCGAUGCCGACAUUCCUCACCGAGAACGUCUCAAGGAUCGCCAGGCCCGCCUUAACGCAGAAGCCGAGAAACGCGGUCGUCAAAGACCGGAUAUCGGUGAAGAGUUGGGUGGCGACAGUGACGAGGAAGAUCACCGUGUGCGUAAAGAACUGCGCGGAGGAGACAAACAAUCCGGAACCGAUGAGGACGAGUACUACGACAUGGUUGCUGCUCGCUCUAAGCAACGAAAGGAUGAUAAGAAAGCCCGUGCUGAUGCAUACGCUGCUGCUGCGCGGGAGGGCGGACACGUGCAGAUCCAAGAAGAAAUCGGGCCUGAUGGCAAGCGUGCCAUUACAUACCAGAUUGAAAAGAAUAAGGGUCUCACGCCGAAGCGCAGCAAGGAUGCGCGAAACCCACGUGUCAAGAAGCGCAAGAAGUACGAGGAAAAGAAGAAGAAGCUUGGUAGUAUUCGCCAAAUCUACAAGGGUGGUGAAGGUCGUGGUGGGUAUGGCGGUGAGCUCACAGGUAUCAAGAAGAACUUGGUCAAGAGUGUCAAGUUCUAG
Messenger RNA from Penicillium oxalicum, 1929 nucleotides. Its product is annotated as something about silencing 10 family protein. Gene Ontology annotation, cellular component: nucleolus; small-subunit processome. The coding region runs from base 1 to 1929 and encodes 642 amino acids. The transcript is spliced from 2 exons. The record is from RefSeq and is a predicted model, not a curated record. Gene Ontology annotation, biological process: maturation of SSU-rRNA from tricistronic rRNA transcript (SSU-rRNA, 5.8S rRNA, LSU-rRNA). NCBI's taxonomy places the organism in Eukaryota, Fungi, Ascomycota, Eurotiomycetes, Eurotiales, Aspergillaceae.